Trichoderma atroviride IMI 206040 is the source of this 1719-nucleotide messenger RNA. The record is from RefSeq and is a predicted model, not a curated record. NCBI's taxonomy places the organism in Eukaryota, Fungi, Ascomycota, Sordariomycetes, Hypocreales, Hypocreaceae.
AUGGCACACUAUUCGGAAGUUGAGCGAGGCAUCACACAUAUUCGCAUCCAAAGGCAGUGCGGUGCCUGUGGGCAGCUCUUUAUGCCUCGUGAAACCCCCAUCAUUUCGAUAACCCGGAAAGGCGCAUCUCUGGAAAUUUCCAAUGCCUUCAUGUUCUCGGGCUAUGGGCAUUCGUACGAGAAUAGCUACCGGCGCGCAAGUGGCAAAGAGGGAGCCUUCUGCAAUAAUCCAUCUUGUCCCCCAUGCCGCAAAACGGACGAGAGCAUCACCGUCCACGCCGACUGUUUCCAUCUAUUCACGCAGCGAUGCGUUGUCAAAAACGCCGACAGCGAGGCGGCACGGAAAAAGGAGGUCUUCAGACGCCUUUGGCUGGUGGGCAGGAAACGAUAUGCCUGGCGCAGCAUGGUGCCGCACAGGUUCAUGAGCAGCGCCACGCUGGAGAGGUGCCCGCCGGAGGUGAUCAGCGAGAUAUGCGGCUUCGGCCGAGUUUUCCUGCCCGAGGUGGCGCUGCUGAUCCAGAGCCAUUCGCGGGAGCAUAUCCUCUGGCGAUUCUGCUCGAUUCUCCAGCUGCUGCGAGACCUGGAACUGGCAGAGACGCUCGAGACUGCCACGUACCCGCUGCCCAAAGUGCUGUCGUGGUCCCGCGGCGAAGCUCCCAAGCUUGUACAGGAUCAAUCUCUUGCUGGGCCCUGGAUUACGCUUACGAUUGAUGCCCGCGGCAUCAAGAGCAUCCAAAGGAUCUCGGAACUCUCGAGAAUCACAGGCAGCGAGUUGCCUCCGCCUUCUUUCCUCGGAAUGGGUCAUCUCGACAAUGAACCCCGUCUUGGCGGCAUCCGCCUACGGAGCACGCUGGCUAUUCCUCACAAGCUCCCAUUUAAGGAACCAGGAGAACUCAGUCCUCUCAACACUGUCAGUCUGGAUCCGAGCAGCUGCACGGGAAUCUCCUUCUUCCUGCGCGCCCACUACAUGGUUGACAUCCAUGUGCAUUGCCAUCCCACGCGGCAUCUCCCUACGCAUGUCGAGAAAUUCAAGUACAUGGAAGCCAUGUUCCCUGACGGCAGGGACGACGGCGUCGAAUGGAUCUACAUGCCGCUGACGGCACGGGAUGCAAUCACGGCACUCAGGUCCAGAAAGCGUGGAGAUUUCCGAUCACCCUACUACACGUUCUACACACAGGCUGGAGAAACGAUUGUGGUUGGCACCCCCUUCGAAGAGGAACCCAUACCUAGGGACCAGAGACCAGAAGAGGUAUACGCGCUGGGAAAAGACAAUGGUGCGCGACCUUUCAGCUUCGUCUACGAGAUGCGAUCCAUGUUCAUGUUGAGCAUGAUCCGGCCCGACACCGAGCUCGCGACUGACGCUGACGCUCAAGGCCGGUAUGCCGCCACAGUCAUAGAUGAUGAGCCGACGAGGGCGUCUCUUGGCGCAACCGACCACACUGCCUCGCGUCCUUGGAAGGCCUACUACUCCUCGGCGUCUUUGGAGGGCAUCCUCGACGUGCACGUCUUCACCGUGGGCUGGAAAAAGCUCUGCAAGGGCAUUCUGAUUGAGUACGAAAACGGGUCCAAGAGAGCCCUGGGGCAGUGCCGCCUGGGGGUGGAUGACGUCCAAAGCUGGCAUAGGCCUCUCAGCAUGCAUUGCGUGCCAGUGGAUUAUGAGCGGAAUGUCAAUGAUCUUAUCAACGAGACUCUGCUUCUGUUGCCUCUACUGCUUUUAUAA